ACGAGGUAGGUCUCCAUAUAAAUAUGGAGGUUCUGCCAAACACUGAUUAGUACCUGUAAUAUAAUUUAUGUGUCUCUUAACAGGAUGUACAAAGAAUAGGGGCAAUGGCUAAGAAAAGGAAGGCAACGUAUGUAGGGAGUGGAAAGGAAAACUCUAAGCCACAGGUUGGUAAAGAUAUAUCAAAAUUGGCAUCGGCACAACGUGCGCGACGGGAAAGAGAACGAAACCUAAAGCAAAGCACUACUCAGCGAUCAGAACAACACCUGCUAUGGGAUACUAGGACACAACCUCUACACGAAAUAAAUAUCGGGGCUACCCGUGAUGAGCACUGUGUCAACAUUGGCAACAACCUCCAUAUUCGUGAGGUAUUCCUUAAGCACGCUCUUUAUGUUAUAAUUAUUUUAAUCAGCGUUGUUAAUUUUGCGAAUAAACGUUUCAUUAUGCAUUACUUCAAAGGAUACACAAAGGGCGAACACAAUUGCUCAGGCAAGGCAGAAGUCAAGUUAUGCAGAUAAGGGGAAAGGACUUCUCACCUAUGCUAUUGAAAAAGAUUCUUUGGUAUUAUUCCUGCACAAUGCUUUGUGUCUUUCCAAAAAGUCUGUUGUGUGGAUUAUUUGGAGUUU
Messenger RNA from Rhododendron vialii, 623 nucleotides. RefSeq lists its product as uncharacterized. The record is from RefSeq and is a predicted model, not a curated record. The coding region runs from base 105 to 515 and encodes 136 amino acids. The transcript is spliced from 3 exons. Lineage: Eukaryota; Viridiplantae; Streptophyta; Magnoliopsida; Ericales; Ericaceae.